UCUCUGCCUCCUCCAACAUGGCCGGCGAGCGGCUGGCGGUGGAGGGGAGAGUCAGUGUGGUCAGUUUCCUCCUCGGGUUGUCAGUGAUCUUCCUGCCGAUCGUCACCAACCGCUACAUCGAAGUCGGGCCCGGCCUGCUGGGGAAUACCGGGGACCGAAUCAUCUUCACCGCUUUCAUAGCCGUCCUCAAUGGGUUGCUGCUACUUCUCUACCGGGGAGCCCAUUACCAGGUGGCCAUCAGAGCGGCGUUCCUGGGCUUUGCCUUCGGCUGCGGGCUACUGGUGGGCGUCAGCCAGUCAGGGUGGAGGCACUUCGGAUGGUACGUGUGUUCUCUGUCAUUCUUCCACUACUCGGAAUACUUGAUCACAGCGGUGAACAAUCCUAAAAGUUUGUCCCUGGACUCUUUCCUGCUGAAUCACAGCGUGGAGUACACACUGGCGGCCAUCUCCUCCUGGGUGGAGUUCACCAUCGAGAAAACCAUCUGUCCAGACCUGAAGCAGAUAUCAUGUCUGAGUGUGAUCGGACUGGUGAUGGUGAUCUUCGGGGAGUCUCUGAGGAAAUCUGCAAUGCUCACUGCCGGCUCCAACUUCAACCACAUCGUGCAGAAUGAGAAGUCGGAAUCGCACAUACUGGUGACCUCCGGAGUUUACUCCUGGUUCAGACAUCCUUCUUACGUCGGGUGGUUCUACUGGAGCAUCGGGACCCAGGUACUGUGCCACUCUUAAGCCAAGAUGGCUACUCUGGCUUCCUGGAGGUUUUUCCGCGAGCGAGUGGAGGAAGAGGAAUACUCCCUGAUCCACUUCUUCGGAGAGCAGUAUAUUGAUUAUAAAAGGAAUGUUCCCACCGGCCUUCCGUUCAUCAAAGGAGUAAAGAUCGAGCCAUAACCCGGCACACGUAAGAUUUCCUGUUCCAAGGAUUUAGAACACGUCUGCUCCCG
Molecule: messenger RNA, 937 nt
Organism: Nanorana parkeri
Lineage: Eukaryota; Metazoa; Chordata; Amphibia; Anura; Dicroglossidae
Gene: ICMT
Product: isoprenylcysteine carboxyl methyltransferase
Exons: 5
Biological process (GO): C-terminal protein methylation
Cellular component (GO): endoplasmic reticulum; membrane
Molecular function (GO): protein C-terminal S-isoprenylcysteine carboxyl O-methyltransferase activity
Source: RefSeq, a predicted model, not a curated record